Messenger RNA from Rotaria sp. Silwood2, 326 nucleotides. NCBI's taxonomy places the organism in Eukaryota, Metazoa, Rotifera, Eurotatoria, Philodinida, Philodinidae. The record is from the annotation of a GenBank genome assembly.
AUGUACGUUACAUCUAUUAGUGAUGAAGUUCAGUUCUCGAUUUCUCAUUGUUAUGGAGAAACCGCUGGAACAGGCAAAACAGAAACAACCAAAGAUAUGGCUCGAACAUUAGGAAAAUAUUGUAUCGUACAAAAUUGUUCUGAUCAAUUUGAUUAUCGUGGUCUUGGUAAAACAUUUAAAGGUUUAGCAAUAAGUGGUUGUUGGGGAUGUUUUGAUGAAUUUAAUCGAAUAAAUUUACCUGUUCUAUCUGUCGCAGCACAACAAAUUCAAUGUUUAUUACAAGCAAAACGUGAAAGACGUAAAGAAUUUCUUUUUACUGAUGGUGA